Messenger RNA from Pelodiscus sinensis (Chinese soft-shelled turtle), 2824 nucleotides. The record is from RefSeq and is a predicted model, not a curated record. Lineage: Eukaryota; Metazoa; Chordata; Testudines; Trionychidae.
GGGAUGUAAGAGUUAACUGAUAAGCAUCAAUUUAUCAGUUUCUGUUCUGGUUAAACUCUGCCCUGCAGGUGCAGCUUUCUUAUAGAAUAAGCUGGUUCCUGGUGUGCACCAGAGCUGUGCUGUGGGCUCUGCAGCAUAAGCCUUAUAUUGCAGAGCCAACAGCAUGGGGCACCCCAUCACCAUCCUUCCCUCCCUAGUCCCACCCAGCCAUACAUCCCCAAAAGUACUAGGAUUUUUGAUGGUUACAUGGUUUCUGUUUUUAAAGCUUUUUUAAUGUUCUUAAUUCCCACCUGCUCUAAUCAGAGUGUUCAGACACUGCGUGUAGUCCAGACUUACAUAUAAAACUCACCUCAGGAAGUGGUUAACUAAAUAUAACCCCAGUUUUUCCCUCUCAGCUUGACUGUUGCAAGGACUCUUGUUGGACCUUCUUGGUUCAUGUCCCUUCUUCUGUUGUGGUUGGAGAUAAUUGAAUAUGCACGGAUUGCAUGUACCUUUGUUGUUAGUGAGCACCUGACAAUGGGAUGUAUCUGAAGAUCCUUUUUUGCUCUGUGUAAGGCACAGAGUAUGCCCUUCUAUUACAGAAAGUUGUCUGUCAUGGUUGGGUCAGCAUAGCUCAGGACUUAUCUUCACCACGUGGUAAAUCAAGGCAGCAGCGAUCGAUCCAGCAGCGGUCAAUUUAAUCGCGUCUACUUAGAUGUGAUAAAUCCAUCUCCGAGAGCUCUCCCGUUGACGCCAGCGUUCCACCAGGAUGAGAAGACUAGCUGGAGUUCAUGGGAGAGCUGCCCCCACCAGCUUUCCUGCACACUGUGAAUGAUAAUAAAUGAAGAGAGAGGCAAUGUGGUUGAGGAAACAACAAAGAAAAAGAAAAAAGUGAAGAGCACUGGAUGCCAAACUGUCAUCAAAAUUGAAGACGAUCUCCAAUCUGACACAGAAGCAAAAACUAAGGUGAAGAAGAAGAAAUGCCUAACAGAAGCGGAUUUAGUUGUGUUAAAGCUUAGUAAAAAGGAAAAGGAAGUCAGCUCCAAAUUACAGAAAAGAGCGUGUUCUGAUAACCCCAUGAGCAUAGAAAGUGAUUCAGAGUCUGAACCAGUAAAAGAAAUAAAGGAGAAAUCUAAAGUUUUCAAAAAUAAGUCAAAAAAAAGCCAUGGUCUUUCCUUGUUACCAUUGGAGAAUAAUCAAGACAGUGAUCAGUACCUUCCAAAGAAAUGCACAACUCAGUCUCAGGAAAAUACAGUCAUUGGUAAAAAACACAGAGAGAAUAUCACCCUUAAUUUUGAAGGUGACAGUGAAGUAACCAAGAAGAAAAAGAAGAAAAAAAAGAAAGAGGAGGGAGAUGUUUCUUCCUUAACGGUGAUAGAAAUUCAAGACAGUGAUCCUGACAUUUCUAAUAAAAGUCUUAAAAAAAUAAAUAAAACCACUUUACAGGCAAAAACACUUGCUGGUAAAAAACAGAGAAAGGAUUCAGACGAAAAUGAUAUAAUGAAGAAGGAAAAAAAGAAAAACAAACAUGACUCCUUAACACUAGCAGGUAAUCAGGGAAACAAUCAGAGUGUUUCUGAUGAGAAUCUUUCAACAAGUGACUUACGAAAGUUUCAAGAAACCAAUUCCCAAGAAAACACAUUCAUAAGAAAAAAACAAAAAAAGAAUAUUGUCCAGAACGUUGAAAGUGACAUAGAAGUAACUAAGAGGAAAAAGAAAAGAAAAGAUUUUACCUCCUUGACAUGUGAGGAUAAUCAGGACCCUAGUCAUAGAGUUUCUAAUAAAAGUCUUCCUAAAAAACAAGAAGCCAAUGAAAAAGAAUUUGUUGGUAAAAAACACAGAGAGAAUUUUGAAGAUGUCUGUAAAGUAACCAAGAAGAAAAAGAAAAUGAUGCAGAAGGAAGAGGAGGAUGUAAUGGAGUCUGUAAAACUUAUGGAUGAAGAUGGGAAAAUAUCUAAAGAUGAAAAGAUCACACCAAUUAAAAAUAAUAAAAAGAAAAAGAAAUCCAAACCAAUGGAAGACCUUGCAGUAGAUAAUGUAAAUGGGGACCUUUGUGAAAAUAAUGUACACUGUGACAAUAAGAGUAAGAAAAGAAAUAAACAGGGAGCACAGGAAUAUGCUGAAGAGCCAAGACUGAAAAAGAAAAAGGUCACAAAAACAGAAAAUGAGGCAAUGGAAUGUAAGGAUGAUGUAACAAUUGUGAAGGAAACGAAAGGAAAUUGCGAUGAAAUAAAUAUAGACAAGGUUAGGCGGCAAGCUCUGCAAGAAGAGAUUGAUAGAGAAUCUGGCAAAACGAAAGGUUUUACAAACAAAGUGGAAUCUGACAGCUUCAGACCAGAAUCUGGCCUAAAGAUAUCCCCAAAAUAUGCCCCCCCGAGACUGGUACACAAAAAAACUAAGUAUAAAGAUGACAACUCUGGCUGAUGUAAAGCUCCAUUGUUUGAUACCCGUGAAUGCUCCUGCCCCUGGAGCAGAACUCCUCAUCUCCUGUGUGUGUGAGCAGCUGAAGCAUGAAAGGCUAGAGCUAAAGAAUGACAGGCCAUAUGUUGGCAGCUCAAAAGGCAAGUUCUGAGUUGUGUGUGUUUUUAUAUGUUAUGCAUAUACAGGACAGUUAGUGAGGGAAGAAAUUAGUGCAUAGAACCCACAGGCCAUAUUUGGAUGUCUUCAUAGUUAACUUUUUAUUAGAAAAAGUUGCUGAGGUUGUUCUUUAUUCCUCUGCAUAAGGAAAAUGAAAAGGGAGGGGAUAGGUCUGAAACCUUUUCUAGAAAAGCAAAGCAGCCAACUCAUUAGAAUAACUAAAAUGUGGCUAGAGAAGGUCUCUGGGAAUUUAACAGAGAAGUGUCCA